UGGUCAGUUUGUUUUUGGCUUUCGCAAGGUGCAGUCGCCCUCAUCCUCAACGAUUCUUGUAGAAGCGAUGAACACAUGUUGACAAGUUCAAAAUAAUUGUGCAAUGACAAAGUUUUCAAGUGUCCUCCUAACAUUGUGUCUCAGCCUGUGGUUAAGCCAACUGCCAUUGGCUCAGGCUCAGGAUGAUUCCCUUGCUGGAAGUUUUCUCUCGGGCCUUCUGGAUACCAUAACUAGCACAGCCGAUGCCAAGGAUUGUCCUGGCGUUUGUGUUCAUACCUUGGCCACUCUGAUCUGCUAUGAAGUGCUUGACGAUGUACCCUGCCCAUCGCCCAGUAUGAAAUGUUGCAUAGAGAAUGCACCAGGUAAAAAUGUGACUGCUGUGAGGGGAACAACCACACCGAAAACCAUUACCACUAGCCCCACUAAAGCCGCACCGAGUAGUACAACUACACAUAGAACCACACAAAAGACAACACAAAGGACGACCCAAAGAACUACUACAGCAACUAGCACUAGUACGACAGCCAAGCCAAAGCCGAAGCCACAGACUAAGCGACCGUCUAGCACCACUUUGGCUCCAACGACAACAGCACCAACCACCAAGAAGACAAGCACCACCAAAAAGUCCACGAAUAGCAAACCUAGCAAGGAUAAAGAUGAAAGCACCAAGGCAGAUGAUGAGAAUAAGGAUUGUACGGGUGUUUGUGUGGCCGAUCGCAUUGCGGAAUAUUGUGAGGCCUAUUUGACCAGCGAUGGUUUGUGUAAAGAAGGUACCAAAUGUUGCGUCUCCCUGGAUGAAUACUCGAAUGGCAAGUUGCCAAAGGAUAUCUAUAUACCAGCCAAACACAUGGGCAAUUUGAAGACCAAUCAGACAAUUGCAGAGAAAUCCGCUCCACCAUCAAAGUCCAGUUCAGGCAGCAGCAGCACAAGCUCAUCCACAAGCACCAGCAGCACGACGAGCACAACUCCAGAGCCAGCACGGACAAAUAAUAAUACACAGAAACCCACAAAACACAAGAAACAUCCGCCAACUACAACGACCACAGAGGCGGCUGCCGAAAAGGAAGAGGAUGAUGAUGGUGAGCAGGAAGAUGAUGAGGAUGAAACCACAUAUGAGAAGACACGCCCAGGUCAAGGACAAGGCCAGGGGCAAGUUCUGAAAGAAUGCGAAGGAGAAUGCAUGAAUGGCAUUUUUGCCAUUUUUUGCGAUGACAUCGAUUCGGAAGCUUUCUGUCCUGGCGAGGGCAGUUGUUGUGUAACUGGCAGUGCCUCGGAGGCCUCACCAUCAAAAUCUCCCGUGACCACAACAAAACCGGCUACCAAAAUAGUCAAGAAACCAAGUCGUCCAGCCUCGUCAGCACCUCAACCAGCGCCAACCACUUCGCUGGGUGGUGGAGACUUACUACAGACAAUCAUAUCCUUUGCCGAGAACACUCUAAACUCACCAGCACCAACUGCACCACCGCCACAGAGUCCACCACGUUGUCAGGGCUUCUGUCUGCUCAACAUAAUGGCGGCAUUCUGUGAACGUCCCUCCAUUCUGGUUUCGACCCCAACGAAUUGUGCCAAGGGCUCAGUGUGUUGUGACAAUUCAAGAGCAGGAGCACCCAAGCCAAAGUUGCCGCCACCAACGCCAUCGCCCACUGCACCACCCACAGCGCCGCCUUAUGUGCUGCAUAAUACCCCGAGUCCCGAUCUGCGAGAGGAAUGCCCCGGCUCAUGUAUAGUCAGUUUGCUGAGCUUCACAUGCUUCAAAAACGCCGAGAUGACCGAUCUAUUUAGGUGCAAGCGAUCCGGACAGAUUUGCUGUGCACCCAAGAGUAAGAUACUGGAAAAGCAACAGUUCCAGACCCGCAACGAUACGGCCUCCUACUAUCCGCCACCACCGCCGCCGCCGCCCAUGGGUCCACCGCAGGCAUAUCCACCACAAGUACCGCCACCACCAGCAUAUCCUUACAUGACCAAUCAGCCACCGCCGCCGCCACCGCAGCAACAACAACAACAACAACAACAGCAGCAGCAGCAGGGACUAUCUGGUCACUUGCCGCCACAUCAUCCGAACCCGUAUCCACCAGGACCUCCGCCUUCAUUGCCUAACUAUGGAGAUUACUAUGGAUCUGGACCUGGCUUGCCGCCCCAACCACAGCCGCCGACCACAACGCCACCGACGACAACAAGCACAUCGACCACACCCCGUCCACAUGUCUAUUCCAAGUAUGUUUGCGGUGUCAAGGGAACCCUGCGAACAGGACGCCGUCUAGCUCGAUCCCCGGCUCUCUCACUGGUGUCGUAUGCCCGAGCCAAGUACGGAGUACAACGAACUGCUCGUCAAUCGAUGGCCACAUCCCCGUCGUAUGCCAGCAGUUUCAAUAAAUCCAAUGAACGCCUUAUCCUUGGUUCGGCCAUUGUGCCCAUUCAAAUACACAACGAUAAACUGGGCGAUCUGGUUGAGACGGGCAGUGUCCAAAGUAAUCAACUGCGCUCCUAUCACGAUGAUGCCGAACCCACUGAUGUUGUCUAUCCGGAUUACUAUCAGCAAUCGGUCUACAUGAACUACAACAACACCAGCAAUCGACGUCGGGCACGCGUUGUGGGUGGCGAGGAUGGUGAGAAUGGUGAAUGGUGCUGGCAAGUGGCCUUGAUCAAUUCCCUCAAUCAAUAUCUAUGCGGAGCAGCACUCAUUGGCACCCAAUGGGUCCUCACGGCUGCCCACUGUGUGACCAACAUUGUGCGUUCCGGCGAUGCGAUCUAUGUCCGUGUGGGUGACUACGAUUUGACACGUAAAUACGGGAGUCCAGGAGCUCAGACUUUGCGCGUGGCCACCACUUAUAUUCAUCACAAUCACAAUAGCCAGACACUGGACAAUGAUAUUGCCCUGCUGAAGCUACAUGGUCAGGCUGAAUUGAGAGAUGGCGUCUGCUUGGUCUGUUUGCCAGCACGUGGAGUUAGUCAUGCGGCUGGCAAGCGAUGCACUGUGACCGGUUAUGGUUACAUGGGCGAGGCUGGUCCCAUUCCUUUGCGGGUACGCGAAGCGGAAAUUCCAAUUGUCAGUGAUACGGAAUGUAUACGUAAAGUGAAUGCUGUUACGGAGAAAAUCUUUAUAUUGCCCGCAUCCAGUUUUUGUGCUGGCGGCGAGGAGGGACACGAUGCCUGUCAGGGUGAUGGCGGUGGUCCAUUGGUAUGCCAGGAUGAUGGCUUCUAUGAGCUUGCUGGCCUUGUAUCUUGGGGCUUUGGUUGCGGACGUGUCGAUGUUCCUGGUGUCUAUGUGAAGACAUCAUCGUUUAUCGGCUGGAUUAAUCAGAUUAUUAGCGUGAAUAAUUUAUAAUAGGUGUCUAUAUAACUAACAAAAACCAUUCCCCUUUAAGCCCUUCCCUCCCAAAAACACACACACACACACUUUCCACACUCUACGACUGUUAAAGUUAAAAUCCCAUCCUAGUGUAAUCUAUUCAUACUUAAUUCUAAAUGAAUCGAAUAAUAAAAUAACAAAAUUUUAUAUAAAAAUUAAUCCUUUAAUAUAUACGAUUAAUCGAUAAAAUCUUUAAAAGUAUUCCCCCCCCCCUUCCUCUUACUUAGAGUAAAGUUAAAAAAACAAAUAAGAAAACCUAAAACCUAUUGUACACUUUUUGUAUAUACCAUAAAUAUAUA
Messenger RNA from Drosophila willistoni, 3648 nucleotides. It is a transcript of the gene mas, whose product is annotated as protein masquerade. Bases 104 to 3325 code for a protein of 1073 amino acids. The transcript has 9 exons. Lineage: Eukaryota; Metazoa; Arthropoda; Insecta; Diptera; Drosophilidae. Gene Ontology annotation, biological process: proteolysis. Gene Ontology annotation, molecular function: serine-type endopeptidase activity. The record is from RefSeq and is a predicted model, not a curated record.